AUGACCCGCAUGGGCCAUUCUGUCGACCUUGUCAAGUCAGUCAGUACAUCGGAUCAACAGCGGCCUGGACCGCCUUGCCCGACUCCUCGAGCCCCUUUGUUCACAUCUGGAGCACGCCAGUCAGCCGGAUCAGAACGUCUCGCAAUAAGAAUUUCGGCGCUUGCUGGGUACUUAGUUGCAAGGUUUGACUUUGGUAACAUAAACUCUGCAUUUGGUCAGAACCUUGGGUCUCUUGCCAUCCAAAGACUCAUUCUUAUCGCCCCUUUCGGCCGCCUUGUCGCCUGGAUACUCACUGAGUCAGCACAGCCAUCCGGCAAGAUAUCUUUAGAGAGUAGGGAGUCCCCUUGCUCACCUGGAGCAGAGCCGCGGCUUUACUUCCAUCUUGUGAUCUAUUCAAGGUGGGCUGCCAAGAACUUGCCGUCUCGCAAACGGUGUUGGUUGCUUGCCAUGCUGGCGGUGGGCUCGAGAUUGACGGGCCUACAGGGCAGCAAUGGAAUAAUACAACUAGACUUGCUCAGGGCUCUCAGUGACAACCGGAACAAGCCCAGGGCCGAUAAUAGCAUCAUGUCAACCGCCACAAUCGCAUUCUCAGAACACGUGAGGCUACGGAUGGGAGAAGCUAGGAGAAGGAGCAUGGCCAAGUGA
Molecule: messenger RNA, 645 nt
Organism: Fusarium vanettenii 77-13-4
Lineage: Eukaryota; Fungi; Ascomycota; Sordariomycetes; Hypocreales; Nectriaceae
Exons: 4
Coding region: 1-645 (214 amino acids)
Source: RefSeq, a predicted model, not a curated record